Molecule: messenger RNA, 2847 nt
Organism: Linum trigynum
Lineage: Eukaryota; Viridiplantae; Streptophyta; Magnoliopsida; Malpighiales; Linaceae
Source: the annotation of a GenBank genome assembly
CAUGCAUGCAUUUAUCGUUGUAUUAUUCAUUGAACAACUACUAGAAAGUUCACUCUUUGAUUCGUUUCGUUCAACAACUGCAAUACAAGUAAAGGAUCUAAUCGUGGUGGACUGAAAUGAGAUUCGAACGAUAGAUUCAUUCAUUAAGGAACCAUUUACAACAAAUUUAGCAAUCCAAUCAGCUUGAUUGUUGAAAUGUCUCUUUAUUAUGUAAUAACAAGUAGCUCUCCGCUCUUUAAGUUUAAAAUUAUGUUUCAAUAGUGGUACAAGUUUAAAAUUGUGUGUCUCAGUGGCAGAGCUGGCUUGUAAGAUGGUGGGUCGCGGGGCACACAUUGGUUUGGGAUUAGAACAAAAAGAAAAAAAUAUUUGUAGUAUUUUGUACACGAUUCAUAAUACUCAAAAUCAACACCUUAUGUUCACUAAUUUUACUUGUCUGCCAAUAGAUCGGUGAGAACUUUGAGGCACACAUUCACCUUGCAUAUUAUGUAAUUGAAUCUAGAUUUUACAUUAAAAAAAAUCGUAUCUCUAAUUGUUUAUUCUGAGUUUACUAAUUCAUAAUUUAAUGUCGAGUUCUCCAUCUUCAAACAAAAAUCAAUCGACAAACUAUGAAAACACGUCGUGAAUAAUUUAUAUAUUAACAAAAAAAAUCUUCUUUUUUUUUUUUUGCGCAUCAACCCCACCUUAAACGAAAUGCUCACUACUCCAGUUAUGUGUAUACUCAUAGAUUUUAACACCUAAUCCACUCCCUUGCCCAUAAAAUAAUCAAGUUAUUAUAAAUGUAUAAAAUACAACAUUGCCCGCUACAAAAUGUGUUACUUAUGAUUGAGAUGUAUUAUGUACUCUAUCAUAAUUGCCACACCAAAAUUGAUUUAUUUAAUUAUAAAUCCUUUCCCUUUCGUCGACAUAAAUUUCUGAAAGGUUAGUUCUUCUUCCCCUUCCCCGCUAGAGAAAAGCAACAAUGAAAAAACAGAAAUAGCGAGAGACGAGAAAGAUAGACGCAGGAUUCUCCUUCUCCACAAUCCACAUAUCUCUCUUCUCUCUUCCUUCUUCCUGUGUUCAUCACCGCCGGAUAUUCACCGUUCCCAUUCAUCUUCUCCAUUUCUUCUGCUCUCGUUAUCUUCACAUUCUUCUUCACAUUUCCUUUGAAUCUCAUUGCGGCAUUGUUCUUCGCCUGAUUUGAAACUACAUUUCUCACCACCGACGAAUCAAUCCCCAUAUCCAUUUUUCUUCUUCUCUUCCUUUGGAUGAUGGUAGGUUCGAAUUUGAUUCCUCCUGUUUAAACAUUGGCCGGAAACGAAAAACCGCAGAGCCGGAAACAGAGGAAAAUCCAAAACAGAGCAUCUGGCAUUCCUCUGGCUUUGGGAAAAAUCAUCUCUUUCUAGUAUUUUGUCUUGCCAUUUUAUCUAUUUAGAGCUGCAUUUAUACAAUAAUGGCGGUAAUGGAAUCGCUGCUGGGAAAUGAAGCAAGGAGAUUCAUCAAGAGGAAAGAUAGUGAUGCAGGCGAAACAGGCCGAGCACUAGAAGAACUGAGAGGCACGCUGUACAACGAUCUUCGAACCUCGGAAGGAGCGAAGCGCCAGCAGCAGAGGUUCUGCGGGCCGGUAGUAGCCAUGACAUUCAAUUUCGUGGUCUCCAUAGGAAUAAUCAUGACCAACAAAGUGGUAAUGGGGAAAGUAGGUUUCAAUUACCCAAUCCUCCUCACAUUGAUCCACUACGCAGUGGCAUGGCUGCUGCUUGCGAUAUUCAAGACACUGGCUUUGCUCCCGGUAUCGCCUCCUUCCAAGUCCACUCCUUACACUUCCAUCUUCUCCCUGGGCGUCGUCAUGUCGUUCGCGUCUGGUCUCGCCAAUGCCAGCCUCAAUCACAACAGCAUUGGGUUCUAUCAGAUGGCGAAAAUCGCAGUCACGCCCACCAUUGUUUUUGCAGAGUUCAUUCUCUUCAACAAAACCAUCUCUCACAACAAGGUAGUGGCGCUUGGUGUGGUGUCAGCAGGUGUGGCACUUGCUCAAGUGACAGAUUUGCAGUUCAACUUCUUCGGAGCUUGCAUAGCCGUCGCCUGGAUAAUUCCAAGUGCGAUUAACAAGAUUCUGUGGUCGAAUCUGCAGCAGCAAGCCAACUGGACCGCCCUCGCUCUGAUGUGGAAGACAACACCGGUGACGGUGCUGUUUCUGCUAGCACUAAUGCCAUGGCUAGAUCCACCAGGUGCUCUAUUGUUCAAGUGGGAUCUUCAAAACUCAUCUGCUGUUCUCAUAUCAGCUCUCCUUGGCUUCCUCCUUCAAUGGUCUGGUGCUUUGGCACUCGGGGCAACAUCCGCAACUUCUCACGUAGUCUUGGGACAGUUCAAGACGUGCAUGAUCUUGAUAGGUGGGUAUCUACUGUUUGAUUCGGAUCCCGGGUUCAUCAGCAUCUGUGGAGCUGUGGUAGCACUUGGAGGGAUGUCGGUUUAUACUUCGCUCAACUUGAAGGAGACCAAAAAAGAGAAGAGCUCCGGGAGUAGUAGUAACCCUCAUCAGAAGCAGACGUUGCCACUGUCAAAGCCAAAGACACAGCUCGAACCCACUCCUGAGGAGACCUCUGAAGAUAUUUAGACCACUGCUCUAUUGUCUUCCAAUGCUGUCUGAAAAUUUAUCUUAGGCCAAGGUCAUAGACAGAAGAGAGAUAGUAGAUAAGAGAAGUACCACAGUAGCCUGCCCUUCAGAAUAUGCGAGACACUUCAUUGUUGGGAAUUUUGUUCCGAGUGAAGAAAAAACCAUGUACAGAAUAAUUCUCAUAUUUUUUCACAGUAGUUAACGCAAAGUUUUUCAAAUCAUGCUUAUCUCUGCACUUGAAAUCAAAAUGGUUAAAACAU